ACUUUUUAAGCACACAUCCAGUUUUUAAAUUUCUAAUUUUUGUCAAUGUUUUGCGCACCCUCCUGCCGUCUGCCGUACAGUAGAACGCUGCGUCUGCUGAGCUGCGAAGAGGAAACGCAGCCCAUACUUAAAUGCAGACAACUCAGUCUACACUGGCAUUCGGAGGAAAGGCGUUGGUGUCUACACAAUGGGAGCGUAUUAAGAGAGCUGGCCACAAUACUGAUGAAGCCAUUGCACCAAGUGUGCCGCUUCAUUUUCACGCUUACUAUGCGGAAGUUUGGCCAAAUUCUUAAUCCGAAAUGCUCCCAGUGGAACUAUUAUCGGGUACCUUUCGUACGGCCCGACACGUGUGCGCUCUAUGAUGGGAUUUUCGAUGUUGACGGCAAUCUACGCAAUCCCUUGCAUCCGUAUAUUCGUCAUUUAUUGGUAACGAUUCUAUACUACUUUCUGAAUAUGCCGUGCGGGGAAGCUAUACAGCCGCGUCGAAAGUCGGAAGGUGACAUUUUUGAUCGCAGGGGGGGGACGUGCAAAAACUUUUUUGAUAGAGGUAGUAUGACAGCGGGCCAAGCAGCGGCCUUCAAUCAGUUUAUGGCCGAAUCAACAUUUGGCUGUGGAUUUGAUGAUUCUAAACAGGAUAUGGAUGGCAAAGAUGGCCAAGCCGUCAGAGGUGGCAGAUCUGGCGACAGUGUCAUCGCUGGCAAAGGUGACAAAGAUGGCAGCGGCAGCAAAGAUGGCAAAGGUGGCACCGGUGGCAAAGAUGGCAAAGAUGGCAAGGAUGGCAAAGAUGGCAGCGGUGGCAAAGAUGGCAAGGGCGGCAAUAAGGGGAAAGGAUCGGGUAACGGCGAUGAUGAUUCUGAACGUCGUCGUCGCAAUAGGCAAAGCAUGAACGAAAUUUCCGAUUUGUACUCAAGUGUUGUGGAGAACAAACGCCCCGGCCAACUGGCAUCUAAGGGCAAGAAACCAACCAAACAACCCAAAUCUCGUCGUUACAUGGGAAAAGACAAUCGCCGUAUAAUGGGUCUAAUGCUGCCCGUAUUGAUGCAUGAACCGUUUGAUGAUUCGAAACCGUGGACUUGGGUCCGCCGGCAUCCGGCACAGGAACGCGUGCUCGAGGGUACAACUGUGGGCCGCGCCAAGGUGCAUCGUUAUAGGCGUAAAACUCUUGAGAUACAAUACCAAAACGCAAAUAAGCACUAUUCGGUGCACAGCUUAUAUUCGGUUGGACAUGACGGCUCAAUUGGCUCCACGGGCUACUUUGGCAAAGGCCACCACUAUAAGAAAGGCAUGCCAAUGCUCAAAUCCUUUAACUACAAUAAUUUAAACGAUAAGACGGCUGUUAAUGUGACGAGCUUACCGACAAAGACGCCAAAAAAACCAAAGAAGUAGUGCUCAUGUCAAAGUCAUUUUCCAUAAACAACAAAAGUUGAGAAGAGAAUGAAAGCAAUUCCAACUAACAAGACACAAUAUGAUAAUUUAUGAAUAAAAUAAAUUUUUAUUUUUAUGCAAGAA
Messenger RNA from Drosophila virilis, 1509 nucleotides. NCBI's taxonomy places the organism in Eukaryota, Metazoa, Arthropoda, Insecta, Diptera, Drosophilidae. The record is from RefSeq and is a predicted model, not a curated record.